ACUAUCGAUAGCCAACAAUAAUGAAAUAUCGAAUUUCUCCAGUGAGAGAAUCACGUGAAACAGGACCGAAAUGUUUCAAUCCGAAGUGAUUCUUUCGGAUAUCUACAAAGAUGAUGCAAUUUCAACAGUCAAGGUCUUGGUUUUACAGCUAUCGGACAAGGCUAAGAUGACCAAUAUAAUGAAAUUUUUAACGACAAAACUACCGAUGACACAAAUAUCCAUGAAUCAUUUGAAACGAAUAAAUUCUAAACAUGACAAUUUCCAGAUAUUGAUUUCUCCGAUAAAAGAUUCGUCCUGUAAUAAAAACGUUGAUAUCAUACAAAAAACGAUCAACGAAAUGAAAGAGGAUUUACGUGAAUUUUUACUUGGAUUCGAUUCUGAUAAUCUCUGUUUACGAGAAGUAGCAGCAUCAAGCCCUUUAACUCGUAAUCAAUUCGAACGAUUAUCACCAUUGUGGCCUGUUAAUUUUUUUGAGAAUAAAUAUAUAGCUAAAUGCCUUGAUGGAAGCAUAUUUUCACCCGAUCAUUGGAAACGAAUUCAUGAAUUAAUGAUUGAAACGUUAAAUAUGUUGAAUAAUGAUUCACCAUCGUGUAUGUCGUCCAUAAUCGUCAAGGAUAAUGGCAAACGAAUUGUAACUAAAACCAUUUCAAGGACCAAUCAACAUCCAUUACAUCAUGCAGUGAUUGUUGCCAUAUCAAAUGUUGCCGAAAUACAUAAACAAGCUAAAGAACAAUUAUUAAAGGAUCCAGAUUCAUUUCAAGGUGAUAAUCAUUAUUAUAAGGAUGAUUAUCUUUGUACCAACUAUGAUUGUUUUCUUAGCCAAGAACCAUGUAUAAUGUGUGCAAUGGCAUUGGUUCAUUCAAGAAUUCGUCGUGUAUUUUUCUUCGAAUCAACAACAAUAUCGACAAUUACUAAUGAAUGUUAUGAUCAGCCAUAUACUGUACAAAAAUUGCAUAUAAAUUCAAAUCUAAAUCAUCGUUAUGAAGUAUGGAAACUUUCCAAACAGGAAAAUUAUGCAAAUAAAAAACAGCGGACAUCAUGAUCAUCAUUAUUAUUAGUUUUUUUUUUUGGUUUCAAUAAUUUUAUUAUUUAAUUGAGAUCACAUGAUAAAUUGACAUUGAUGGGUGUA
Molecule: messenger RNA, 1129 nt
Organism: Dermatophagoides farinae (American house dust mite)
Lineage: Eukaryota; Metazoa; Arthropoda; Arachnida; Sarcoptiformes; Pyroglyphidae
Product: putative inactive tRNA-specific adenosine deaminase-like protein 3
Cellular component (GO): cytoplasm; nucleus
Molecular function (GO): tRNA-specific adenosine-34 deaminase activity
Source: RefSeq, a predicted model, not a curated record